AUGUCGCUCAAGAAAGAUUCCCACCCUUCCUCCGCCGCGUUUGACGUGAUCAACCAGGUCCUUCAGGGUGAUGAAGCUGGACGUAAGGAGGCUGUCGGCCAGGCCAAGGCCAUCGUCGCCUUCAACAUCAAGAACGCCGAGGGCAAGGAGGAGAGCUGGCAUCUCGAUUUGAAGAACAAGGGCGAGGUCGGCCACGGUGCUGCCCCAGCGGGCGGCAAGGCUGAUGUCACCCUCACUCUCUCCGACGCCGAUUUCCAGUCCCUCGUUUCCGGCAAGGCCAACGCUCAGCGCUUGUUCAUGGGCGGCAAGCUCAAGAUCAAGGGCAACAUCAUGAAGGCUACCAAGAUGGAACCCGUCCUCAAGAAGGCUCAGGCUAAGGCCAAGCUGUAA
Molecule: messenger RNA, 390 nt
Organism: Penicillium malachiteum
Lineage: Eukaryota; Fungi; Ascomycota; Eurotiomycetes; Eurotiales; Aspergillaceae
Product: SCP2 sterol-binding domain-containing protein
Exons: 3
Coding region: 1-390 (129 amino acids)
Cellular component (GO): cytosol
Source: RefSeq, a predicted model, not a curated record